UGGUGACUUUCAGGAAAGUGAAUAGGAAGUGCUUUUCUAAACAGCCUGACGGCUGAGGGGUGGCAGCGAGAUUAUAAGAAGUCGGGGCUGGACAGACAGCAGAAAGCCAGCCGUGUCACAAGAGAGAUGGCCAGCUGCCCCAAAGCCAUAUGGAGCUGGAGAUUUCAGAGAGUGGUCUUCAGAUCUGUCCAACUCCUUUGCUUCAGUAUCCUGAUCUUCGAGCUAAUGACCCAGAAAGAAGUAUCAGCAUGGACCUACCACUACAGCGAUAAACCAUAUUCAUGGAAUUAUUCCCGGGCAUUCUGCCAGAAGUACUACACGGAUUUAGUGGCCAUCCAGAAUAAAAAUGAGAUUGCUUAUCUCAAUGAGACCAUACCUUACUACAACUCUUACUACUGGAUUGGUAUUCGAAAGAUCGACAAUAAAUGGACCUGGGUGGGAACCAAGAAGACUCUCACUGAGGAGGCUGAGAACUGGGCUGACAACGAGCCUAAUAACAAGAAGAACAACCAGGACUGUGUGGAGAUCUACAUCAAGAGUCCGUCAGCCCCCGGCAAGUGGAAUGAUGAGCCCUGCGGGAAAAGAAAGCGAGCGCUCUGCUAUAGAGCCUCCUGCCAGGACAUGUCCUGCAGCAAGCAAGGAGAGUGCAUUGAGACCAUUGGGAACUACACCUGCUCCUGUUACCCUGGAUACUAUGGACCGGAGUGUGAAUAUGUCAGAGAGUGUGGCGAAUUUGACCUUCCUCAAAAUGUGCACAUGAACUGCAGCCACCCUCUUGGAAACUUCUCUUUCAACUCACAGUGCAGCUUCCACUGCCCUGAAGGGUACGCACUGAACGGACCUAGGGAGCUGGAGUGCUUGGCUUCUGGAAUCUGGACGAAUUCACCCCCACAGUGUGUAGCUGUCCAGUGCCCGGCUCUGAAGUCUCCGGAGCAAGGAAGCAUGAGCUGUUUCCAUUCCACAAAAGCAUUCCAGCACCAGUCCAGCUGCAGCUUCAGCUGCGAAGAGGGAUUCACAUUAGUUGGGCCAGAGGUAGUGCACUGCACAGCCUUGGGGGUGUGGACAGCCCCAGCUCCAGUGUGUAAAGCCAUUGCCUGUGAGUCCCUGGAGAGUCCUGCCCAUGGAAGCAUGGAUUGCUCCCCGUCUCCGAGAGCAUUUCAGUACAACACCAGCUGUAGCUUUCGUUGUGCUGAGGGUUUCACGCUGAGAGGAGCUGACACAGUUCGAUGUGCUGAUUCGGGAGAGUGGACAGCGCCAGCCCCAGUCUGUCAAGCAUUGCAGUGCCAGGCUCUUCCGACCUCAAACAAGGCCCGGGUGAACUGCUCGCAUCCCUUUGGUGACUAUAGGUACCAGUCGACCUGCAGCUUCACCUGCGAUGAAGGUUCAUUCCUGGUGGGAGCAAGUGUGCUGCAAUGCCUGGAUACAGGGAACUGGGAUGCUCCUUUUCCAGAAUGCCAAGCUGUUACCUGCGCACCUCUGCCAAACCCUCAGAAUGGAGAAAAGACUUGUGUCCAACCUCUUGGAGGUUCCAGUUAUAAGUCCACAUGCUGGUUCACAUGUCAUGAGGGAUUCUCUUUAUCCGGACCAGAAAGACUGGACUGUACUCCAUCUGGACGCUGGACGGGCUCCCCACCAACAUGUGAAGCCAGCAAGUGUCCAGAACUAUCUGCCCCUGAGCAGGGAAGCCUGGACUGUCCUGACACUCGUGGAGAAUUCUUCGUUGGCUCCAUCUGCCACUUCUCCUGUAACGAGGGCUUGAAGCUGGAGGGGUCCAACCAUGUUGAGUGCACAGCUUCCGGGAGAUGGACAGCACCCCCACCAACCUGCAAAGUGGACACAGUAUCAGCUGCUCCAGGGGUGCGAUGCCCAUCCCUCAUCGCGCCAAACCAGGGAACAAUGUCCUGUCAGCAUCAUCUGAGGAACUUUGGUUUGAAUACCACUUGCCACUUUGGAUGCAAAGCUGGAUUCACACUCAUGGGAGAGAGUGCUCUCCAAUGCAGACCUUCCAGACAAUGGACAGCAGUAGCUCCCACGUGCAGAGCUGUCAAAUGCUCCAAGCUACCUGCUACUGAGCCAAUAGUGAUGAACUGCUCCAACCCUUGGGGAAAUUUCAGCUAUGGAUCAACCUGCAGCUUCCAUUGCCCUGAGGGUCAAUUACUUAAUGGCUCAGAAAGAACAGCAUGCCAAGAGAAUGGUCAGUGGUCAACGACCAUGCCAACCUGCCAAGCAGGGCCACUGACUAUCCAGGAAGCCCUGACUUAUGUUGGUGGAGCAGCAGCUGGUACGACAGGCUUAGUGACGAGUUCAAUACUCCUGGCUCUGCUAAGAAGGCGUCGCAGACGAAAAGAUGAUGGAAAAAGCCCCUUGAACCCUCAAAGCCACCUAGGAACAUACGGAGUUUUUACAAAUGCUGCAUUUGACCCAAGCCCUUAAGAGACCUGUCCUUGUCUUGGUGACCUCGUCCAACCCCCACAGGAUCCUAUUCUUGAACAUCAGCUUUCCCGAAAAGACUUGAUUAUAACUGUUGAGUAUUUGCUGCAGUUUUCUGUAAAUACUUGUGAAUAAAGGACAUGGAAUUUCCUUUAGAUUAGUUCUGCACCAGAGCAGAAGGACUGGACCACAAGCCCCAAUUCUCCACCCACCACCCCUUCCUGCUCCAUUUCCUCUUCCUCCAACACAAGCCUCAGAAGCUGGGACUGAGUCUUCCUGCGAUGGUCUGUGGGCUUUGGCCUAGCUGUCACUUGCGGUACUAAUUAGCUAGAGUCCAGAGCAUCUGACUCAGCAGAAGACCAGACUGGAAAAAUAAAAAUGCCUCUUUAUUUUUGGACUGGAGGAGGUUCUCCUCUACUUUGUUGGAAGGCAGGAAGUGUC
Budorcas taxicolor (takin) is the source of this 2871-nucleotide messenger RNA. RefSeq names its product selectin P (gene SELP). NCBI's taxonomy places the organism in Eukaryota, Metazoa, Chordata, Mammalia, Artiodactyla, Bovidae. The record is from RefSeq and is a predicted model, not a curated record. Gene Ontology annotation, cellular component: membrane; external side of plasma membrane. Gene Ontology annotation, molecular function: sialic acid binding; oligosaccharide binding. Gene Ontology annotation, biological process: response to cytokine; leukocyte tethering or rolling; heterophilic cell-cell adhesion. The transcript has 16 exons. The coding region runs from base 127 to 2433 and encodes 768 amino acids.